This is a messenger RNA of Pedinophyceae sp. YPF-701, 729 nucleotides long. NCBI's taxonomy places the organism in Eukaryota, Viridiplantae, Chlorophyta, Pedinophyceae. The record is from the annotation of a GenBank genome assembly.
AUGUUCGGUAUCGCGCCCGCCCGGCGUCCUGCGACGAGCGCGCACUGCGAGCAGCCGUCUGCGCGCCCGCGAGUGGCUGUGUGCGCUGGUCGGGACUGCCUGGCCUCUAAGGCCACCAGUAGCGAGGCGCCGGACCGCACUGUGAACGGCGCGGACGCAAGCUUCAAGGGGCGGCGAGCUGCGCUGGGGACGCUUGCACUCGCGGGCGCUGCAGCGGUCCUGCCUAGCUCCGUCGUCGUCCCAGCGGCGUCAGCCUCGAACGUCAACGACAAGGACUUCCUCACCACCGACUCAGGUCUGAAGAUCCUCGAGGUCCGCAAGGGCAAGGGCGACACGCCGCAGAAGGGCGACCGCGUGUCGGUGCACUGGGCUGGCUUCACGGCGGGAUACCAGGGCAAGCGCAUCGACAACACCUCCGUCCGGGACGAACCGUUCGAGUGGACGAUCGGCGACGGCACGGUGAUCAAGGCCUUCGAGGAGGCCGUGCAGCGCAUGCAGGCGGGCGGGCUCGUCCGGAUCGAGGUGCCCGGCGAGAAGGCCGAUCUCACGUACCCCGUAGACAAAAGCCAGAGGUUCGACGGCUUCAACCACUACCGGUACGGGCCCCAGCCGCACGACUUCGACGGGCAGCGGGCGCUGGACUUCGUGUACGACAACCCGACGCUGCAGCCGUUCAACCGCACGCUUGUGUUUGAUAUCAGUCUCCUGGCGGUCAGGAAGCAGCGGUAG